AUGACCCAUCUGAUCCCCGGCCAAACCGCACGCAUCGCCAAGCAGUGUCUGCGUACAUUGGAAGACACUUCCGGAACCGUUCGGCCCCCUGCAAGACGAGCACAGCAACCCCCCAACGGAAGUGAAAACUCGAGGCUACGUGGACUUGCGCAGUCACUAGGCCCUUGGGUAGAGGCUCAGGGUCGGCUUGUCAUCCGGGGGUCACGGUUUGUUCGUUGGAGUGAUGAAGGCGACAGGCACUCUAUAGAACAGGAUGCUGGGCCAGAAGCUCCAGAGUCCCCGGGUUCCAAUAUUGAAAAUAGCAUUGUAUUACUGCGGCCGGUAAUGGAGUUUUGGGUUCCAACUUAUCCGACUGAGCAUCGGGAAAAGGUCUUUGAUGUGAUUGAUUUCCACAUCCACUAUCUUGCCGCUCGUUUGACGCACUGGGGUCCCGGCGCCAACCCCUUCAUCCGCUGCCGGGCGCAAACGGUCUGUGGCGAUGCCGCGCUUUUCGACUCGGUGGCCGCCUUCACGCACGGCGUACGCAUCACUACGCUGGAAGACAAACUCACACCCAGUGCCACCGUGUUGUGGCACAAGGCGCGAGCGCUGAGGGCGCUGCAAGCAAAGAUAUCGACGGAGACGGAAGACAAAGUAGCCACUUGGACGGCGAACGAGACCAUCCUGGCGACUUUCUACUUGAUGGAGGGGGCGGCGAGGUUUGGUUAUGAACCUGAGUUUAAGGCUCAUUGCCUCGGGUUGCUUCGGAUGAUGCAGCUGAGGAGUCAGGUUGCGAGUGGUUGCUUGAAGGAUCUCUAUGUUAUGCAGGCGGUUGGGCUGGUUGAGGGCACGGAAAUGGCAUCUGGUCUCAAGCACGACAUUGCUCAAGCAAGUCAUCAACCAUCCAGCAAUAAGCAGGCUGAUGGCGCUUCUGUUACGGCGACGACGGCACUUCGAUACCCUCGGCCAACUAUCCAGCUCGGUCGGUCGUUGCAGUCCGCGAUUGAUGCCUUACCAGAGGGCUUCCGUGACUUGGCCAUGUCGGGGAACCUCAGCGUUGAUCUCAUCUUGCUUCUCGGAGAGCAGUCUCAACGGCGCGACAGCACUACUCAGUCUGCGGAACGCCAAACCAAGGGAAGUCUGUUGGCUAACCGGUCGCAGAACGCGGUGGAACGACUGGCCUGUUUAGGCACAGUUGCGUUCCUCACACGGCGCACGGCACAGAUGCAAAUGUUGCCUGAAGUAGCGUAUAUCGACAGGUUGGCGAUGCUGGGGAGCCAGAUGCCAUCUUUUAGCGAGGGAGGGGCCUUGUGCCACCGUGAGUUGAGGGUCUGGGCAACGCUUGUUGGAACUGAGAUUGCGAUUACGGCUGGUGCAACGCUUAAGCAGCGUGCUCGUCAGUUAUUGCUGGUUUUGGUACGCCAGGAGAGGUGGAUUGGUGGUUGGACUGACGUUGAGAGGAUAGUCAAGCGAUACCUAUGGGAUGAGAAGUCUCUUGCUGCCUGGAAGAGACACUGGGAGAAUCAUCAGGAUCCGAACCAGGUUUAA
Messenger RNA from Trichoderma aggressivum f. europaeum, 1527 nucleotides. RefSeq lists its product as uncharacterized. The record is from RefSeq and is a predicted model, not a curated record. The transcript is spliced from 2 exons. NCBI's taxonomy places the organism in Eukaryota, Fungi, Ascomycota, Sordariomycetes, Hypocreales, Hypocreaceae. Bases 1 to 1527 code for a protein of 508 amino acids.